AACAUUAGUCAUGAAUGAUUUUUCUAAAUGUGUGUCACAUUUCUUGAAUGAUGAUAAAGAUGAAUGUGUCACUUUUCAAAUGGACAUUUUAUUUUUGUUCACAGUUCACCGCUCUGUACCUGUGGCAAGGACAGAGGUUUGGGAAGAAGAGCCAAGUUCUGCUAGACUUCGAUGGCAUCGCGCCUAUAUCCCUCGCUAUUAUAGUUCUACACCAAUUAGUUACAGAGUUGAAAUGCAGGAAGCAGGGGAAAUUGACACAGAAUGGAAGUCAGUUGCCACAGAUAUAAGGACAUCAGACUACACAGUGAAGAAUAUUAGUCCCCGCAAGGACUAUAGGUUCAGGAUCCGAGCUCAGACUGAAAAUGGCGACGUCAGUGACCCCACACCACCAAUACAGUUUUAUAGAACCAGGGUACCUCUACUCAAGGACAGUGAGAAUGCCCUGGCAGAAUUUAAGCCUGUGGAAUAUAAGGCAAUUUUCCUCAAACACCCAUACUACGAACAACUUACAAAAUAUGUACCCCCAACAAUGCCUAUCCACAAACCUGACAUGAUCAUUAUAGACCAAGAGACCAUCGAGCUGAGUUGGAGACCGGCCAUAGUUGCCGAGGCCAUCCGAGGACAGUGUAAUCUGACCUACACAAUUGAGGUACGAUGCCCGCCAAGCUUUGAGUGGAGACAGUUGGUAACGGGAUUGAAGGUUUGCAGCCAUACGGUACAGAAGCUUCAUCCCCGUAUAGAUUACAUCUUCAGGGUUCGAGCCUGGAACGAGUACGGUUGUUCAGAUGCUGGCCUACCGGUCUCUCUCUACAGACCAGCAGUGUAUAAAAUAGAGGGUGAAGACUUUGAUGAUGAAGAGUUUGAAAAGGAGUGGGAGAGAAAAUAUGGAACAAAAGAUAUUGAGAAACUCCUACAAGAAGUGCCGCCAAAGUUACCAAUUGACACUCCGCGGAUUAUGACUCAGACCAGUGACUCCAUUUGGUUCACAUGGUUGCCGGCCAGAAUACCGGCGUAUGCCACACAGACCAACAUCAGCUAUGUCGUUGAAAUCAAGGAACCUCCUUCAACAGCUUGGCAACGUGAUGCGGCAGACCUAGUGGACUGCCAGUAUGUAAAAGAGGGUUUGAACCCCAACCAGGAGUACCACAUCAGAGUCCGAGCAGAGACCGAGUUUGGACCAAGUGAUGCAACCAUGCCUAUCAUCAUUAGAGGCAAAGGGUCAAGGUCAGGGUCAAGAAGGUCAAGUGUAGAAAGAGAAGAAAGGGGUUUAGAGGACAAAAUAGAUCUGUCAUAUCUUGACAAUGUGAUGGCAGGAGUGCCACCAAGGAUGGCCUCUUCCAGACCUCUGAGCUCCAGUGUUGGUCCUGACAAACUUACCCUUACCUGGAGUCCCUGCAGAACACCAUCAUAUGUCAAAGCGUCCAGUGUGAUUUACAUCAUUGAGAAGCGCGAGCCUCCAGGGCAUGUCUGGACAGUUCUUGCCAAAGACAUCACAGGACACAAGUUUGAGAUCACUGGUUUGAACCCUGAACAAGAUUACAUGUUUAGAGUCAGGGCGAGGAACGAGUUUGGACUGAGUGACCCCACACUUCCUAUGACACUCUUUAGAGAUAGAGACGACUAUGUACCUCCAAGGAUAAGGAGUCGGUCCGGCUCCAGGGACAGUAUCUCAAUGCUGGUAUCCAAGGUGAUGAGGAGAAGUGCUUCUAUUGAUUACAAUAUCCAACCAAUGGAAGACGACAGAAGCUCGCAGGAAAGAAUACCAUGUCAACCUCAGUAUAUAACAACGACCUUUGACACUCAGUAUGGUGUGCUCGGUAAGAAGGGAAAAAUACAACUCGAGGUUCGAGGCUACCCUCUUCCCACGGUGCAUUGGUACAAAGGCGAGGAGAAAAUUGAAUAUGGUGGUCAGUUUAACGCUUUCGUUACCCCAUCCGAUUCUUUCCCUGAGUCUGAAAUUAACAUCAGAUCAACUCCUAUAGAUGAGCAUUACCAUGUCCUUGAGGAGAUUGGCAGCUUGUCUGAGCCCGAGUUACUGGAGAAAAUCAUUACAGACGGAUCCUGGACAGAGGCUAGGCCCAGCAACAUAAGGAUGACGGGAGCAGACCUAGAUGAUAUCAAGUUGCUUGGUUUCGGACUGUCCCGCGUUCUUCAACCGGAGGAAGAUAUAAUGCAUAACUACGGCAGCGUGGGAUACGCCUCUCCAGAGCAAGUGACCAAUGAAACGCUCAAACCCAACACCGAUAUGUGGUCUGUUGGAGUUCUCUCCUACUUACUACUGUCGGGUAACGGACCAUUCACAGGUAGCAGUGAGAUUGAGAUUCUAAAAUACAUGGCAGAGAGUAGCUGGACAUUUGAGGGGCGGGGUUUCGAAAAAUUCUCCAAGGAAGGACUUGACUUCAUCAGCAAACUGCUUGUUAAAGAUCCAAGUAAGCGUAUGACAAUAGGAGAGUGUAUGAGUCAUCCAUGGUUGUCUACAAAGAGCGACACAAAAAUCAACACGGAACAGCUGAAACAGUUCUAUAAUGCUGAAAAACUUCAGAGACAGACAGAGAAGGUGUUUACAACAGUACAGCUUCAGAGUUUUGCUAAGAUUAUACACGGAGCCAAGGCAUUGUACCAGCCUGCCGUAGAUAUAGAAUCAGGGGAGAUAAUCUUCCCCGACAGUGAUCUUUACGGAGACUAUCUUGAUGAAGAUGCUUGGUAUGAAUGGCAGCUUCAGUACCUUGAUGACCCAGACAGUCAGAUUUUCCCGAUACAAGAUAAGAAGUUUACUGUAAGGGAAUGCCGCCAUGCUGGUGCACCAAAAUAUACAAAACCGAAACAAACCGAGAGGUCGGACAAGGAUAUUUUGGAUACUGGUACUGGGAUUUUGUUCCGGGACAAGAUUCAAGCCACAACAUUCCUUGUUGGUGAAGACGUAACUUUCACAGCUAAAGUCGUGUCAGAGACAGGCGAGAUACCCGUGGUCACAUGGUACAGAGACGAACAGCUUCUGUCCGAUGAUUACAGGGCGGAUGCUUCCUUUAAUCCAGAGACAGGACUUGCUAAAUUAAAGAUAAUUAAAAGUAAGGAUUAUGAUGCGGCAGUGUACAAGUGUGUGGCCAGGAUCAAAGAGGGGCGUGUCUCAUGUGAGGCGAGGUUAUUUCUGGGAGAUGUACCAAGCAAGCCUGGACGCCCAUUGGUAACUCAGACUUCCGGUACAGAGGCCUUCUUGACCUGGACCGGACCAGUAUCAGACGGCAACGCUUAUCUCCUUGGUUACAGAGUGGACUAUAGGAAGGAAGGUGAAAAGAAAUGGACACAGGGUCCAUAUGUUACAGAGGAGUAUGCAUUACUGUCUGGACUGGAACCAGAUUCUACCUACAUAUUUAGAGUGUCUGUGCAUAAUAGAUAUGGAGCCAGUCCAUUUAGCUGGUCGUCAUUGGAAACAAAAACACUUGCAAAAGAUGCACCAAAAGUCUCAGUUGCCAUGGAUCUUCAACCAUUGAUGCAAUUUUCAACAUUUGACAAACAGCAGUUGAUCCUCCCAGCAGAAAGCAGACGGCCAUCUCUCACUGUAGCCGAGGAGCCAAAAAUAAAUGAGAUUGAUCCAAAUGAGAGCUUCACUUUUACAGAUACCAUUUCUAAGGGAAGCUAUGGUGAAUAUAAAUUGUGUACAAGUAAAUCAACAAACCAGCAGUGUGUGGCAAAGAUAGUCCCCUACAAUAAGGACAAGAACGCGAGCAUCACGGCUGAGUUCGAGCUCCUGCGUACCUUGAGCCAAGCCAACGUUGUCAGCGUUCUAGACAGUUACAUAAGUGUCGAUCAGUUUUAUGUGAUUUAUGAACAUCUCUCUGGAAUUAAUAUUGUGCAAUAUUUCUGUCUACACAAAACAUACAAGGAAGAAACAGUUGCUCGCCUCGUGCGACAGGUGCUUGACGCACUUCAAUACCUCGAACAUUUCGGAAUCGUUCACCUCAAUCUUCAGCCAGCAAGCAUGGUGAUGGCGACAAGGAGAAGACCGCACGUAAAAUUACGCGACUUUACGAUGGCUCACAAGGUCGAGGAUGAUAAAGGAGUAAAAGUUCCGCUGGCUGGUUAUCCUGACUUUACACCACCAGAAAUUCUUAAAGGGGAGAAUGUAAACUUCACAGCAGAUUUAUGGACCCUUGGAGCUGUAACUUUCACCUUAAUGAGUGGCAUUUCACCAUUUGGAGGGAAGAAUUUGGAGGAGACUUUGAGUCGUAUUUUGUUUGACAGAUACAGCACGAAGGAAAUGUAUGAUAACGUUACUCCAGAAAGUGUGAAAUUUGUAGUAAAACUUUUAUCUAGACUUCCAAGAAAUCGGCCAACUGUGACUAAAUGUCUCAACUCAACAUGGCUUAAUCUGAAUGAGAGUAUGGUAAAUGCCAGGAAUUCCAGAAUGUUCAAGUCAGAGAAACUGAGGGCCUUCUCUGUGGAUUAUCUGACGAAGAGAUCUGACAUUGACUACAGUCUAGUUGUUGUUGAUAUUGAAAAACUUCCAAAGAUCACAACAGGACCUUUGGUUCAACCAAUUCUUAGUGACAAAAUAACUCAAAGGCUUGAAUCCGAAACAAAAGUAAAGAAAAAACCCAUAAACCUCUCUGAAUCUCUUAAAAAUGAAGUUUCUAAUUUGCCUGAACAACCAUUGCUAGAGAAAUUAGUGCAUAAAAUUGAAAAAGACAACGAAACAAAUGACACUGUAGAGGAAACAGUUGCAGAUAAGAAGAAAAAUGCUGAAACAGAAAAAGACAUUGAUCAAUCUAACACUUCUGAAAUUGAUGUACUUCCAUCAGAAAAGAAUGAUCUGAUUGAUGGGUCUGUACUUGGAAAGGAAGAAACUAAAAUAUCUAUUGAAGUAACGAAAGAAGCACCAGCAAUACAGAAUAUUGAAGAUGAUAAGAAAGACAUGAAGGAAUUAGCUGCAGAGGAGGACAUUGAGUGCAAGAUGACAAAAACAGAGGAAGCAACAGUUAAGGAAUCAGUUGUAACUGAGGAAGCAAAGAAAACAGAAGUAGUCAGUGACCAAGUUGAGGAUUUUGAUGCAAAUAUGUCGCAAGCUGUUCAGAAAACUACGGAUGCAAAAACAGAGAUUGAAGAAAGUAUUGAGCAGAGUUCAGAAAAUAAGGUAGAAAAUGUUGAUACUGAAAAGGAAGAGAAACUCGUUCAGUCAAAUCUUACAGAUGAAUUGCAAGAGACAAGUGCGGACAUUUCUGAAAGCAAGGAAGUCAAAACAUUGAUAAGUGAUGUUGGGGUGUCGGAAGUUAACACAGAAAAGGCUGACAGUGAGAAAAUUGAGCAGGCUAUUGGUAUUGACAGUAAAGAAAGUAAAACUGUUACGGAAGCUUCUCAGAUUGAAAACAAUACAAAGACUGCCGAUCUGAAGAACACUGAAACUAAAGAAGAUGUAAGCAAAACGAAGGAUACAGACAAAGAAGAUAUACAAGUAAAGGAAAGCGACAAAAUACAAGUACAUGAUGACAAAAUACAAACAGAAAAUGAAACUCAAGAAGUUGAUAGUACCUUAUUAGAACAAGCAGAAAUUGUUCAGAAAACUGAAACAGAACAAAAACAGGAAAUCGACGACAGUUUAGCUGGAGAAGAUGAAGCUGCUAAUAAUGUUACAAAGACAGAUGCUGAAAAUGUUGGUAGGGAUCAAAGUACAGAAUUGAAUGAAAAUAUGAAAGACGAAAAAGUGAAAUCUGAAGAAAACAUUGGUAAGCAAGAGGAAAAGAUUGAAGAUAAUCAAGCCCUAGUUGAAUCAAAGGAAAAUUCAAAUAAGAUUAUUGAGGUUAAAAAAGAAGAACCUGAGAAUCAGGUAAUGGAGAAAAUAAUUGAAACGCAAGAAGUACAUGAUCAAGUUCAAAAGGAACAAGAAGAAAUUGUUUCUCAAGUAGACAAUAAAAGCAUAUCUAAAGAUGCCACUGAGACUGCUGCAGCAAUGGAUCAAGCAGAUUCAGUUGAUAAAAGUAAAGCAAUUGAACAAAAAGAAAAUGUUAAGAUAGAAAUUAAAGACACAAUGAUUGAAGCAGAUUUGGAAAAGCAAAGUUUAGAUAAGAACAAAGAGAGUGAAAUUUCUGAAACAGUUCUUAAAGAGCAAGAGAAUGUUGAGAUUGAGCAAAGUAUAAAAAAUAAUGAAAUUGUUGAAGAUAAAAUUGAAAGUGUAAAAGUAGAUAAAAAAGAAUUAAUUUUAAAUAAAACUGAAGAAAUAUGGUCUGAAAAUGAAAUUGCAAAAAGUGAAAGUAAUGAGGAUGUUAUAAGUAAAAUUGCUGAAUCUACUGUAGAAGAAAUCAAGAAAGCCGCUAUGGAAGAACUUUCUUCUGUUUUGAAAGCAUCUGAAAAUUCAAUCCAAACUGAUGCUAAAAUCUCAACAGAAAAAGAGGCAAGCCCAUCUCCUGUUUCAGAAGAAACAAUUUCACCAGAAUUAAAACCUGUCAAAAAGUCUUCAGUUCAAGAUCAAUCAGAUUCAUUAAGCGAGUCAUCAGUUGAUCACAAAGGAACUAUAGCCAGCCAGGAUGAAACAAAGUCAGAAAUCGUUUCUACAGAAGCCUCUGGUUCUGCAACAGAGAAAAAUCUAGAAACAUCUGUUGAUUUAACAGAUGCUAAUUCUGAAACAAAACCUGAAAUAUCAUCUUCAGAAAGUACAGAUGGUAAGACAGUAUCUGAAGAUGCUGCAUUGAAAGCAGAUGUUGACAGUCAAGCAAGCUCUGCAUCUUCUGAACAAACCACAUUAUCUGCUGAAAGCAAGAAAGAAGAAGUAUCAGUUUCAGAAACAAAGCAGACUGUUACUGGUUUGGCGGAAGGGAUAGAGAAACAAACAGAAACAAUUUUUACUGAACAAACAUCUUCUACUGAAAUCGUUUCUAAGUCAAUAAAUGAUAAAACGGAUUCUGAAAUGAAAGUAAUUGGAGAUGGCCGAACCGAAUCCCUAUCUUCGGAACAAAUUUCAUCUGAUGAGAGUAAGUCUGCGUCUUUGACUAAAGCAGCAGUAUCUGAAUCUGAAAUUCAACAGACUGUUGAAAAAGUAAAAAUCCAAACUGAGUCUGUGUCUGCAGAACAGGUAUCAAAUGCUGAAAACAUUUCCAUGUCUGCUAGUAAAGAAACAACAUUUAUUUCGGAAACAAAACAGAUGGACACAGUAGUUGCAGAAACUAAAGAGAAAGAGAACGUAUCCAUAUCAUCAGAACAGCAAUCCUCUAUCAAAACUACUUCUGAAACUAUGUCUGAACAGGCCGCUUCUAGUUCACAAACGAAUCAGACAGGUCUUGUUACGACAGAAGCUGGAAAGAAACAAACUGAAAACAUAUCUUCAGAACAGAUAUCAUCUGUGGAGAGCGAUGGCGUGUCUGUGAUAAAAGAGGCAGUACUUGAGUCUGAAUUACAACAGGCAGAGUCGGUUUUAACAGAAUCUGCGAAGAAACUUACAGUAGCCAUAUCUGCUGAAGGAACAUCAUCUGUUGAAAGCGCAUCUGCGACUGAGACUAUAGAAACAAAAUCUGAAACUACACUUGAAAAUGCAGAAAUAACAGAAUUUGAUGGAAUCACUCCUGAGACUAAAGAAACAAAAUCUGAAACAAACCUUGAAAAUGCAGAAGGAACAAAAUCUGAGGGAAGUUUUUCUGUGACUGAGACUAAAGAAACAAAAUCUGAAACAAAACUUGAAAAUGCAGAAGUAAUAGAGUCUGUCGAGAAAGAGGUAUCAGAAUCUAGAAGCAUUGCAUCAACUAAUGAAAAGGUUUCAAGUACAUCUGCAAUGGAAGAGAUUAUGUCGUCAACAGUUUUUGAGGGUGUCGAUGGCGUAAUCACUAGAACAGUUACAGUUACAAAGAAACAAGAGACUGUGACAAGUGAUGGAAAAGUAGUAAAUGAUUUAGAAGAAGUAUCGACUUUGAAAACCACAACAGAGUCUUGUAACCAGGAGUCAUCUAAUGUAGUUGAAAGCUCGGAGUCUAGUAACGUUUCGAUUACUCAGAAACAAGAAACACUUAUAACAGGCGAAGAAUCUGUAGGAAGUUCAGAAAGCUUAAGCAUGGUUACAACGACAAAAGAAGAGCAUGUUCAGGAGUCUACAAGUGUUGAAAGUUCUAAUACACAGGAAGCAUCUAAGGAACAGAGACAAGAGACCUUAAUUGCUGGAAAUAUUGUAUCAGAUAUGAAAGAGGAUAUAGCAAUGGUUGGGGCUUCUGUUGUAGAAGAAUCUCUUGUUACGUCUGCCGUUUCUAGCAGCCUAGAGAUGGCAAAGGUAACUGAAUCAAGAGAAACGAUAAGAGAAUUCAUAACAAAUGACCUUGAUAUUGAAGAAAUGAAAAAAGAGCUUUUAGAAGAUAUGGAGAUUUCUUCUGCUGACUGUGGAAAGUAUCUGAUGGGUUCACAUGAGGAUUUGUCAGCAAUCAAAGAAAAGGUUGAAAAGAAAGAAGUAAGUUAGCAUCACGUGAUGCUGGUUUAUGCUGCUGGGUGUUUUAACCUGUUCGCCAUCGCUGAAUAUGUUAAUGCGGCCUUUGUUCCUGUAUCUGUAGAUGUAAACAGUGUCCUUUCCAGGGUGAUGUAUUCAUAUCUCCCAUACAAAUGACUUGACCUUUAUAUAAAAUCCGGUUCCCUUGGAUAUGACCUUGUGGUAUUCCCUGUCCAUGGUGUUAAAGUUUUGCAAUGAUGCCUUAUAUGUACCUAUUCUAUUCACAAACUCCAACCAUGUUAAAUGUACCAGUAUUGUAUUUGCUCCUGUACACAGUUUUAUGAAACCUGAGCAGUGUAUGCCUGUCACAUCCUUAGUAUAGCAUCAUACAUUAUUGUACUGUU
Messenger RNA from Ruditapes philippinarum (Manila clam), 8799 nucleotides. RefSeq names its product titin homolog. The transcript has 31 exons. NCBI's taxonomy places the organism in Eukaryota, Metazoa, Mollusca, Bivalvia, Venerida, Veneridae. Bases 11 to 8428 code for a protein of 2805 amino acids. Gene Ontology annotation, biological process: protein phosphorylation. Gene Ontology annotation, molecular function: protein binding; ATP binding; myosin light chain kinase activity. The record is from RefSeq and is a predicted model, not a curated record.